Molecule: messenger RNA, 1401 nt
Organism: Thamnophis sirtalis
Lineage: Eukaryota; Metazoa; Chordata; Lepidosauria; Squamata; Natricidae
Product: olfactory receptor 52D1-like
Biological process (GO): G protein-coupled receptor signaling pathway
Cellular component (GO): plasma membrane
Molecular function (GO): olfactory receptor activity; G protein-coupled receptor activity
Source: RefSeq, a predicted model, not a curated record
AUGGCAGGAGCUGCCAACCUCAGUCUCCAUGCCCCUCCCACCUCCUUCCUCCUCCUGGGUUUCCUAGGGCUGGAGAACGCCCAGACCUGGCUCUCCAUGCCCUUCUGCUUGGUCUACGCCCUGGCUCUCUUGGGCAAUGCCACCCUACUCUGGGUCAUCUGGACGGAAUCCAGCCUGCACCAGCCCAUGCACCUCUUCCUCUCCAUCCUGGCACUCACUGACAUGGCCAUGCCCACCUGUAUCCUGCCCAAGAUGCUGGGCAUCUUCUGGGCCAACGCCCGAGAGGUCACCUUCGCUGCCUGCCUGGUGCAGAUGUUCUUGGUGCAUGCCAUCUCUGCUGUGGAGUCUGGGACGCUCACCGCCAUGGCCUAUGACCGAUACGUGGCCAUCUGCGACCCACUCGGCUACGCAACCCUGCUGACCCCAAAGACGGUGGUCAAAUUCGGAGCGGCCAUCGUUAUCCGGGCCUUUGUCGUCGUCUUACCCAUCCCUUUGCUUUUGCUGCGGCUGAGAUUUUGUCACUCCCGAAAUAUCUCUCAUACUUAUUGUGAGCACAUGGCUCUAGUGAAACUAGCGUGCGGGAACACCACUCCCAACAACCUCUACGGGCUGGUUGCGGCCCUCCUCGUUACCGGUGGAGACCUGACCUUCAUCUUCAUCUCCUACGGGCUGAUCCUACGGACCGUCUUCCACCUGCCUUCCUCGGAGGCUCGGCACAAAGCCCUGGGCACCUGUGGGGCCCACGUGGGAGUCAUCUUCAUUCUGUACACCCCCGGGCUCUUCUCCUUCCUUUCCCACCGCUUUGGCCAUAACAUCCCCCACAGCGUCCACAUCUUCCUGGCCAACUUCUACUUGCUGGUCCCCUCCAUGCUCAACCCCAUGGUUUAUGGCGCCAAGACCAAGGAGAUCCGUGUGCGGGUGCUGAUGGCUCUGGGUCUGCAAAGCAGGAGAUUUUAGGUCCAAGGAGAGUCCAAGCCAACUCAUAGCAGUGCUGUGUGAAAUUAACAAUCUUUGUGUCUUUCGAUCUUUCUGUCCAAUGUGGAUGCAAACGCAUCCUUCGUUUCCCCUAAGACAUUUUGAAGGGAUAGUUGUGGGUAGGAUGGUCAUCUAGUGUUCUAUAUUCACUUAAUAGGUAGUGGCUUAAUUAGGCCAUUGUAGGAGGCUGAACCCGAGGAAGGACGGGUCAAGAGUGUCAUAUGUUUGGAGUCCUUUCGUGCCCACAAGAGAUCCAACCCACCUAGAAUUCCUUUGACUCACAUCUAUCACCUAUUGGCUUCAACUGUUAGUAGUUCAGAUUCUUGUAGAAAGUGCUACCAUGCAUUAAACCUGCAUUCAUUUCUUCUUAUAAAGAAAGUUUAUAUAAAAUGUUUUAUAGAUGGCAUUUACCACCUGCUAGGUUAG